AUGAAGUUCACCCUCUCGACUCUCCCGAUCCUCGCGGCGAUGGCAGCCGCUGCCAGUGCCCGGUUCAUCAUCAACACGCCGGCGCAGGCUCCGCAGUGCAGCGACACUCUGGUCACAUGGGAAGGCGGCGUCGCCCCGUAUGAUUUGAUGUACGUGCUCCGUACUUUCCAGCGGGCGUUCUUCAACCUGACAGGCCAUUCGUUCGUGUGGGAGGUCGACCUCAACGCAGGAAGCGUCGUCACUCUGGUUUUGGAAGAUGCCACUGGCGCUGAAACCCAGUCGGCUCCGGUCACCAUUAGCCCCAGCACGCCCUCGCGAUUCAAUUAUCAGAUAGGAAAGUACAAGUACCCGGCACUGUACGAGACCAUGUAA
Messenger RNA from Epithele typhae, 372 nucleotides. RefSeq lists its product as uncharacterized. The transcript is spliced from 7 exons. NCBI's taxonomy places the organism in Eukaryota, Fungi, Basidiomycota, Agaricomycetes, Polyporales, Epitheliaceae. The coding region runs from base 1 to 372 and encodes 123 amino acids. The record is from RefSeq and is a predicted model, not a curated record.